AUGUGCGUUGCUUCGAUGAAGGAUGACGAUGUCUUGGCGGACUUCAUUUCACAUAAAAAGCGAUUAACAGAAAUAUUCUUCCCAGAUUCAAAGUCGGCUGUUGUUGCUCGAGAUACAAGCGCCUAUGACGAGUUUUGGAAAUUCUUACUGAGAUUACAGAAGGUUGUCCGUAGAAGUUGCUCUGAAGGGUCCAACGGAUGUCUUUCAAGCAAAAAGUCAAAGCUUAAUAUAAGCACUCGUAAUUACCGUCUAGAGGAUUUUAUUAGACACAAUGAUGUUGCAACUCAUUCAUCCAGGUCACUCAACCCUGCAGAACUUGAAUGCUUCCAUCUUGUCUAUGACAUGUAUCUCGAUUUUCUUCAGAAGCGCAAGUUUGCUCGAAUUGUUAAACUUAGAAAAGAUCAAACUCUUCUGCCAAUCGCUAGUUUUCGAGCCGAGUUGAUAUCCACGUUAUCAAAUAAUCAGGUUGUUGUAGUUGCUGGUGAUACUGGAUGUGGGAAAUCAACUCAGGUACCACAGUAUUUAUACUAUGGUGAAUCCAGUUCAAAUGAUACACCUGGACCCAAUUCUUAUCAGCAUAUCGCAGUAACUCAACCUCGUCGUAUCGCUUGCAUCAGUUUAGCUGCACGUGUCAGUACUGAAUUAUUGAAUGAAAGAGGUUCUAAAGUUGGCUAUCAAGUUCGCUUUGAACGCAGUCGUACCAAGGCUACACAAAUCCUUUUUCUCACUGAGGGCUUACUGUUACGACAAAUGCAGAUGGAUCCAUUUCUAAGUGAUUAUGAUGCUUUAGUUCUUGAUGAAGUACACGAACGGCAUUGGCAAACGGAUUGUUUACUGGGACUUGUUAAAUGUCUCAUUAUGGCACGUCCAAAACUACGUGUUGUUCUUAUGUCGGCUACAAUAAAUGUGAAUACCUUUUCUAGAUUUUUUAACGAUUGUCCAAUUAUACAGGUGCCUGGACGACUGUAUCCCAUAGACUUGCAUUACAUUCCUCUCAGUCCAGUUGAAAUCGCUAAUACAACUGAUCGAAUUGAUCCGGCACCGUAUAUUCGUCUACUAAGACGAAUAGAUAUGACUUAUCCAGCUACUGAACGCGGUGAUCUUCUAAUAUUCUUGUCUGGAAUGGCAGACAUUCAAACAAUCAUGGAACCAGCUAAAGCCUAUGCUGAAGAAACUAAACGAUGGAUUAUCUUACCAUUGCAUAGUGCAUUAUCUGCGUCGGAUCAAGAUAAAGUGUUUCAUGUUGCUCCUGAUGGUGUACGCAAGUGUGUUUUAUCAACAAAUAUUGCUGAGACUUCAUUAACUAUCGAUGGUAUAAGAUUUGUAGCAGAUUCAGGCAAAGUGAAGGAAUUAAGCUGGGAUUCUAAGGCAAGAAUGCGUUGUUUAAAAGAAUUUUCAAUAUCUAAAGCCAGCGCUAAUCAACGUAAAGGUCGUGCUGGUCGAACAGGUCCUGGUGUCUGUUAUCGUUUCUAUACACAAGAGGAUUAUGAUGCUUUUGAGGCUUUUAGCACCCCUGAAAUUCGUCGUGUUCCACUAGAAACACUAGUUUUACAAAUGAUGGUAAUGGGUUUACCAGAUGUUAAAAAAUUCCCUUUUAUUGAUCCUCCUGAGAUGAAAUGCAUUGAUGAAGCCUUUGAAAUACUGAAGUCCCAUGGAGCACUUGUUCCACAAAAUCCUACAAGUCCGUUACUAACAGUUACUCCACUUGGUCAGUUGUUAUCCGAAUUACCAGUAGAAUUUUCAUUGGGUCGUAUGUUAAUACUAGCGUCAUUACUAAGACUUGUUGAGCCUGUUUUAAGCUUAGCUGCUGGUAUGGCUAUUCAGUGUCCACUGUUACCACAUACAGCUUUCACUGGAGCAGAACAAACACGUCGGGUAGAUUGCUUGGCUGAAUAUGAAAGUGACCAUGGAGAUGCAUUCACUCUAGUCAAUGUUUUUGAUGAAUGGAUUAAGAUGAAAUCAGAGGGAACUGGUAUCUUUAGUCAAAAUGAUGAAAAUAACAAUAAUGAUGAUGAUUAUAAAGGCGGUACAAAUAUAAAGCGAUGGUGUCGACGUAUUGGUGCUCAACAACAACGUCUUCAUGAAAUGGUUCGAUUACGUAGUCAGUUUGCCCAACUAUUAAGAGACAGUGGCCUUCUCGAUGUUAAAUCGAAAGAGUCUGAUCUCAAAAGAAAUUCAUCUAAAAGUCAUCAUUUGAAAAAUUUGAAUCAUGCUAGACGUAGUGAAAGGAUGCGAACAAAACGACGUCGAUUGCUUACUUUACAAGAUAAUUUUACUGAUGACUCAGAAUCUGAAGGUGAAAGUAAGCAUCCAGAAACUGACUCAUCUAAAUUACGUAAAUGGUUGAGUGCAUCGACUCGCUCAUCGGUCAAUAUUAAUUCAUUAAAUGUCCCUGUACAGGAUUUAGAAUUAGUUCUGUGCUAUAACUUGUCUGCCUUAGCACAAUCAGCAAGUAUUCAAGAAAAUAUGACACAGGCUGAUGUUCAACUUUUGAAAGUUGUUCUAGCUGGUGGUAUGUAUCCUCAUCUAGCUAUUGGAGAUGCAGCUAAUGCCUAUCGUGUUGCUAAUCGUGGUGGUACAGCUGGAGCUGGAGCUGAAAUGGUAUUUCAUACAAAGAACAAAGGUUUUGUAAUGCUUCAUCCAAAUGAUGUAUUUGUGAGAAAGCCGGAUGUUCUAUUUCCUGAGCGUACUUCUGAAAGAUGGCAUCAUAAAAAAGUGGUAAAGACUAAAAAGCCGAAGGUAUCAGUAAAUAGCAGUAAUUCAAGAAAGCAAGAAGAAGACGAAGAUGACGUCAAUCAAGAAAAUAAUAGUGAUGAUGAAAGUACUCCUGCUGCUUUGCCCUCUGGUUUUGCUUAUGACCAUCAGUUACUUGUCUAUCUGGAUCUAAUGGAAACUACUAAACCUUUCUUGGUCAAUACUAUUCGCAUUCCAGCACUGCCGACCUUAUUAUUAUACUGUCGAGAAGUGGACACAAAUGCUGAUAUCUCAAGGAUAGUUUUUGAUUCCUGGUUGGAAGUGAAAUUACUUGAUGUUGAGGCCAGUCAAAGAGCAGUGGCAACUACUAUUUGGUUACGUUCAACAAUGCAGUGUCUGAUGGAAUACGAGCUAGCAGAAUGUUUACGUCGUCGUGAUGAAACGUUAACAGGAGACAGUGGUGUUGGUGGUGGUGAUGAUAAAGCAACUGUGCCAACAACAAAGAAUCUGACGGUAACGAAGAAUUCGGAUUCCGAGAAGAAUGAAAAUCGAAUAAAGAUUCGACGAUUGCAGCGGAUGCUAUCGCAUAGUCUAGCAGCAUUUCUAGCUGGCCAACCUGGUGGAGCAUAUUGUAUAAAACGAUUAUUAGCUGCUGAUGUAAAACAACUGUAUAGAAAGCGGAUCAUUAAUAAUAAUGAUAGCAAUAGUAGCUUUGAAGCUCAGACAAAAUCCAGAUCAAGUGUAUACGAAAAGUCAGUUAAUGUUGAUGAUGUCCCGUUACUGAAACCGAAUCCAGAAUCAGGUAUUAAAUUCAACCCCUACAAAGGGGGUUAUCAAGUUACAGACUAUUUAAAUAUCGAUUCCCUAUAUCCUGAGACGAUAUUAGAGGAGCAUUCGUCUAAAACAGAAGAUUUAGAUGAAAACUGUUAUGAUGCUGGUAGUAGUUAUGAUCUUGCUUUACGGCUUCAAAGACAAAUCUCCUCUGGAACAAUUAAAGAAUCAUCACCUGAAGAUUAUGAACAUACUGAUCAAAACACAUCUUCAUGCAAACAAAACACUGGUGAAGAUAGUGACAACGAUUCUCUUUAUGAGUCGAAAGCGACUUGUGAAUUUUGUGGUCAACGUUUUCUUAUUCAAGGAACUUUACAAACAUCUCUACUGAGACAUCGACGAGACUGUCAGUCGUGUAAUAAAUAA
This is a messenger RNA of Heterobilharzia americana, 3891 nucleotides long. The record is from the annotation of a GenBank genome assembly. Lineage: Eukaryota; Metazoa; Platyhelminthes; Trematoda; Strigeidida; Schistosomatidae.